AUGGAGCCCGUAGGUGAAGAGACGCAAGUUGUGUUUACGGAGCCCACGGAAGAUGAUAUCCAAACUCUAAAAGAGGCUCUAAAUGUAAAGAUCAGACGAUUGGCUGAAAUAAAGAAAAAAUUGGGCCUUACAGAUAUUAGUACAAUUUCAUAUGAUGUAAAGGAGGGAUUGACCCGCAUUGGUGAAAGUGCAACGUAA
Messenger RNA from Mesocestoides corti, 198 nucleotides. NCBI's taxonomy places the organism in Eukaryota, Metazoa, Platyhelminthes, Cestoda, Cyclophyllidea, Mesocestoididae. The record is from the annotation of a GenBank genome assembly.